AUGGAUCCAUUUUCAUUUCAUAGUAAAAUUGUAUUUCUAAGGCAUACAAAGUUGCUUACAAGAGAACUAAUAAAGAAUAGCGCUUUGAAAGCGGCCACUCGUCAAUUGGAUCAGAUGAUUGACCAGGCUCGAUAUAGGCACCAUCAGCAUAGAAAUAAGUUCAAAGAGGCUAUUGACUACUUAGAUCAAAUAUUUGAAGAUUUCAAGAAUGAAAACGAUCAUACGACGGAUGAAGGGCAAAGCUUGCGUGGACGAGUGACGGCGACACGUAAAGGAUUUGCGAAUAAUGGUAAAGAGAAGCUGGCUGUUGUUGCUGUAUCUCCCGCAAGGUUACGUCAACACUAUGAUGAUGCCAAACGUGUAGUAGCGCCAGAUGGCUCAGGUAUGGACGAGAUCAAUUCGAAGCAAGUUUCAGAUUAUGCAAGACAUUCCUUGAUUCCAGCGAGACCGAAACCCAGUCCACGGGAGAAAACAACAUCAUUGGAGAAGAAGACGGAAGAUGUUGACAUCUCGGAGACCAUUGUAUUACCUCCAUUACCUCAUGAUCGUAAACUUCGAGGUGAAAGGCUUGAUUUUACCAGAAGAUGGCUUGCUAAUGAUAUUAAAUCAUGGGCUUCUUCCAUGCAGUCGAAACCAGAUUUAGUCCUAGGUGAAUUGGAGGAUCAGGAAGCUGACCUCGAUGAGUGUUCUUUGGGAAGUUGUUCCGCGGAGAUAGCAGCAAUCAAUUUGGCAGUUCGGAAGAAGAAAAAAGAUCGAGAAGGGCAAGAUCCAAUUCAGAAUGUUACUUGCGCACCAAAAUUUGUGAGGCAUUCAAAGACUCAUGAAACGGAUUCCAAAAACACGUCUGCUCAGUUUACUCAGAGAUCAGAUCCAAUCAAACCUCAACCUGUCAAAGCUCGAGCUAUUAAAAACAGUAGCAGUAGCAGUUAUGGUCGAAAUGCAAUUCAGAGAGUGCCAUCUCGAAGUGGACUAAUGAUAGAAACAAAACCUGCGGACAAUGAUGCAAUAUCACUGAAGUCUAUUUCUCAAGUACGCAAGCAAUUAAUGUAUUCCUAUACUACCAUAGCUAUUUUAGAUCCUUCUGUGAAUACCUUAAGCAGAUCAAUGGAGAUGCCACUUUCUACACGAAAACCUGGAGCAUUCACGCCUAUUCAAGCUCCAGUCAGUAUGGUAUCUACACGUGGAUCUGUUGUUAGUUUGCCUGAUCAGUCAUUUGUUAUUCGAUCUCGUGAUUUUCAUCGAGCGGAUCCUAUUUUAGCAGUAGAUGCGUUAGUUGCAGAAUUGGAACUCAAUACAGAUCAGAUGUCAAUGGCGAAUAAGCGACGUUCAUUCCCAACUGGAAACGAUCUAUUUGAUCGUAGCUAUGAAAGACCUAUCAGCAAUCGACAGUUAGAACAAUUUCCUCCUAGAUUAAAGUCAGAAAAAGUUUCUCGUCGUACGCAACAACAACAACAACUUCAGAAAGCAAAGGCAUCUUUUGGAGAAAUGACUGAUAUGUUAGAAAGUGUAGUAAAUGAAAUCAUUCCACUAAACAAACCGAAAAUGAUAGUAGCGAGUAAUAGCAAUUCGGUACUUUCGCCAUUUGAAACGAUAAAUGUGGAGAAGCUGAAUCCAAGUAAAGUGGAAGCCUUGCAGUCUAUAUUCGAGAAUAAGCAAAAUACGACAGGAUGGCAUCGUAGUGCCUCCAACAGCAAACUAAAAAUUGCUCAAAUGACUACCACUACCCCUAAAACUGUUAAAGAUGAUGAAAAUUACCACGAAAUAAACGAUAUUAUCACGUACACUAAAGAGCCUUCGCCUUCAUAUUCCAAGCCAACGGGUAAGCACACAUCAAAUAUUCGAUCAACGUAUCCCUCACAACGACGUGUACUACCGGUGCAAACUGAUCCGAUUCCUGCAUUUCCCGUCACUCGACCUCCAUCUCAUCCUCCAGGUUCUACAAAUUCCUCGCAAACAGGUGGGUACUACUCAUCUGGUUCUUCCUUAGGUCUUCCAUCGUCAUACGCUUCACAUCACAAUCACUCAUCUGCUUCACGUUCUUCUGUUCAUCGAGGUUCUAUUCCUGGAAAGUUAUCGCUGUCUUCGCGUACUGCUAGCAUUGAUGACGAAGACGAUGGCUUCUACGAUAAUAUCCUAAUCGAUGAGAAGCGUGAUUCACGUGGUAGCGAACUUGACAAUGUAUCCAUCGGUAGCCAUCGCUUGCCUCCUCCUGCAAGCGGUAAGCCAACAACGAAUAAUCGACUAGACCAUUUUUUACGCAAAAUAAGCGCAUCAAAACAACCUUCUAGUGCUGCUUCCUUCGUUUCUCUCAAUAAGGUAGCAAAUGAGGUGAUGCCAACAAAACCAGCUCCAUUAGCAAAGAGUAACAGUUUAAGUCAUGAUCCAUGGAAGAAACUUAUGCGAGACAGCAACGAUCCUUCUCACGCUACAGCGGAUAAACGUAUCGGAUUGGGUCGACGUCUUAAAAAUUCCAUAUUCGGAAGCAAAAAGCGUCUGAAUUAG
Thelazia callipaeda (thelaziosis nematode) is the source of this 2502-nucleotide messenger RNA. The record is from the annotation of a GenBank genome assembly. NCBI's taxonomy places the organism in Eukaryota, Metazoa, Nematoda, Chromadorea, Rhabditida, Thelaziidae.